Molecule: messenger RNA, 965 nt
Organism: Didymodactylos carnosus
Lineage: Eukaryota; Metazoa; Rotifera; Eurotatoria; Philodinida; Philodinidae
Source: the annotation of a GenBank genome assembly
ACCAUGGGGAUGAACCAACUUAGGGUAUUUCACUACUCACUGAGGUCUACAAGAUACAAGUAGUCCGAGUUCAAAAGCGAUUUAUAACCUCAAGAGGUUCCCUCGUCAGCUGAUCAUAUGCGAAUAAAUUUAAACUAAUUUUUUGAAAUUCUUUGUAUAAUAUCUGCAAAAAAGCAUUAGUAAAACAGCUAAUGUUAAAAAUUCUCAGAAGUAACGGUUAAUAUAAACUCAAAUGUCAAAUCUAGUAGUAAAAAACACAAUUGAAUUGUCUAAAAAUAUCAAUAAUUUAUUCUAGUAAUGCGUACAAUGGUCGUCAACAUUUUGUCAAAGAAUUAAUGUCUCAUAUUCGAAUUGAUUCCUAUGGUACAUGUUUAAAUUCUCUUUAUUCUCCAGAGGCUGCUCAAUCUCAACGACAGCAACCAGGUGGAAAUCAACAACUCUAUUCAAAAUAUAAAUUUGUUUUAUCAAUUGAAAAUUCAAAUUGUGAAGAUUAUGUUACAGAAAAACUUAUUGAUGCCAUUUCAUCAACAUCUGUACCCAUUGUAGCUAGUCGAGAAAAAAUACCCGAUUAUGAUCGAUUUGCACCAAAACAUUCUUAUAUUAAUAUUUAUGAUUAUGAAUCACCAGCUGAUUUGGCACAUUAUCUUAAUUAUUUAAUUCAAAAUAAAACGGCUUAUAAUGAAUAUUUAUGGUUUCGAAAAUCUGAAAUAUCAUCGUCAAUUAAAACGUUGAAAGAAAAUAUUCUAUUUGCCGAGAAUAUUUUAGGUAAAAAUUCGACAAUGAGACGAUGGUUAAUUGCAAAAGAACGUUCAAUAAAUAAAUAUUGUAAAUUAGUCGAAUAUAUUCAUACAACAUAUUGGAAUUUAAUUUAUAAACGAAAAAAAUUUAAUAGACCACUUUCAUCACAAAUAUGUUUACCACAAAAUGAUCUACAAUCAUAUUUUAGUAAAUCAAAAAAUUCAUAG